Messenger RNA from Verticillium nonalfalfae, 5283 nucleotides. RefSeq lists its product as uncharacterized. The record is from RefSeq and is a predicted model, not a curated record. Gene Ontology annotation, molecular function: guanyl-nucleotide exchange factor activity. Bases 1 to 5283 code for a protein of 1760 amino acids. Lineage: Eukaryota; Fungi; Ascomycota; Sordariomycetes; Glomerellales; Plectosphaerellaceae. The transcript is spliced from 3 exons.
AUGGAGGACGGUUUUCGAGAAGAGGAGGACCCUCUGGGUACAGACACCCUCCGCACGGCCUCUGACCGUGGUCGCGCCCAUGCCCAUCACGCACAUCACCACCCAACCCAUGCCGUCGACGGCCACCACUCCUACGUCAAACACGACGACGACGACGACGCACGAUACCAGGACAGUCUUCACCGCCAACACCAGCACCAGCACCAUACACAAGCCCACACCGAGUACACCUACCCUGUUUACGACGAGCCCCCUGAACUCUCUCCGACCGACACCCCGUACACUCCUGGCAGUCGCCCCGUAGCCACACAGACCACUUUCGACAUUGACAGCCUUGACCCCUUCGCAGCUUCCGUGGCAUUUGACAGUCCGACCGGCGACGGUAUUGACGGUGGCAUCGGAAGUCAUGUCGUCGCGGUCGUGACACCAGACGACUUCUAUCGUGACUAUCGUAGCGCCUCCUCGACCCACUACCACCACCAGCACAGCCGACAGCCUUCCUCUUCGUCCGAACGCGCCCCAAUGGCCACAUCCGUGCCUCGACCGAGGGAUCCCGCCUCCUUGCGGUCGAAUGGCAACGGGACCACAGCCAAACACCCUCCCAUGCCAACAGCCCUCAACGGCCUCCGUACAGCGACAAGAUCUGUUUCUGCCCCGAUUGACCCUUCGAGCACGACGGGCCCCAAGAGGCUGAACAAUGCAGCACGCCAGCCAAGCGUCAAGGACCUGACUAAGAAGUUUGACCAAGGCCCUCCGACCGCGAUACCCCGGCUUCCCGUACGGACUGGUAUCCCGUCACGACCAAACAAGCCUGCGACGAGCAGUGACAAGCCGCUACCCACUGCCCCCGUGGGUCAGCGUCAAACAUCAUAUUCCACCCUCAGGACGUCCGUCGACCGUAACCUGACACCAGACUCCGCCAGGGCAACGCGGAGCACCCAGAGGACAAAGUUUGUCGCCGAAGACCAGACUUCCAACAACUCGCAAUCGUUUGCCAGUCGAAUAGGAAAACCUCGAACGCCCGUGGCAUUGAACGCACAGCCUUCGCAAUCCACUCCAACCGUGUCGCAGAAACACUCAUUCCAACCGACAACCGCCUCACCGAAUGCGUCACCCAUGAUUCCUCAGUCGCAAACCCUCCUCUUUGGCGAAAUCCUACCCGAUCAGCGCGAUAACCACACCCUUGGUCAUGGCAUCGAAGGAUCGGGUUCUCGGCCGCGAAGGACGUCGGAAUCGAAUGUGUCGAGCAUUAGAUCCGCACACCAACGCACUCUUUCCGACCCUGAUCUGAUUGAACCAUCAUCUCCAACCGAUUGGUACCGCAUCGCGAAUGACGACACGAACGGCCUACAGCCUCAACAAACACGUCACCUCAAAAGCCACGUGCGGGCGCAGAGCGACACGCCGUCCAUCAUUCCGCGAAAGCCGCCUCCGCCUGCUGUCGGAGCCACCGAGCGUAGUCGCGCCGUCUCGCCUUCGACACGACUGCCCAUUUCUGUCCGAAGACUUGCCAGCCCGAGUCCCAGUCUCUCGACAAGCUCACCCUCCGGCGGGAACUCCAGAGCCAACUCCCCAUCCAACCUGCAUCGCAUCAAACCCCACGGCAGACCCUCCAGGGCGGCAAGCGCUCAAGGCUAUCGAUCCAAAACACCGACACAGUCGACACGACGAGCGCCCCCUCAAGGGCUCACGACACCGAGCAACAACGGUAGAUUGACACCUUACGGCGGAGUACCCGCUCCCAAGCUAUCGCCACCAUUACGCAGUUCUCGCCCUCGGCAGUCUGUUGCAACCGCCACCACGACGAGUUCACGGAUGAAGGCGUUAGAACGGGCUCGGUCGCCGCACUAUCAUGCGACGCGCAAUGCACAAAAGUCCACCGAAGCGCCUACACGGAGGCGCAAGAUAUCUGUCGGUCCGGUGGACUUCGAGCAGCGGAGAGAGCAUAUCAGGUUGGCGUACACAAAGUCCAUCCGCGACAGCCAGGCACGCGAGGCGAGGCUCCAAGCUGCAGAGAGGCGAAAGAAAGAAUUGGAAGUCGCAGCCCGGACGAAAGCCGCGCUGACAGCAUCGCAAGCAGCAGCCAAUCAAGACGAACGCACAGCACAUGACCAUGUUGCAGCUUCUGAUCUCGACUCGCGAUUGCUCUCGCCUCUGAAAAUCCCAACAGGUACAGAGUGUAGUGAGCCCAGCCCAGCCACUCUGUCGCCGCAGCCCGAUGUCGUCAAAGAGUCCCCGACCCUUGGUAUUCCAGGCAGUUUUCCAGCUGGUAGUCCCGCAAUCGAGUUCGAAGAAGCGCCGCCGUCAGCUAUUUCGAUGGCUACCGAUGUUACAGAGUUUGACGAUGAGCCACAGGUUUUCCCGCUUGUUCAGCCCGAUCACGGGGCUACCUCAAGCGGCCUGGGUCUGGCUUUGCCAGACAUGCCUGGCAGCUUCACUGUGUCCGAGGCCGAUGUCCCGGAGGACGACGAACGCCUCGGUGCUCGCACGCCGCCCUUUGAGGCCCCAUCGACAGAUGAACACGUCACACACCACGACUCAUUCCCUCAGGAAGCCGUCGAGGAUGAACAGGUCUCUAUCAAGAUCGCCGCAACUGAUGUGCCUCAACAAACGUCUGAAGAGGCCCCACACUCUACACCCAAGUAUGUCGACAGCGAGCAAAUGGCCGAGCCACAGCCCGACACCGCAUCGAACUUGGAGGCUUACAAGGACGAGUACGAGCCUUUGCCGUAUUCGAGCCCGUCACUGGAAACUACCGUUAAGAUUCUUCACCGAGAAUCCGAUCAAUUCACGAAGCCUGAGCGUUCUUCGAUCGCCGAUGAGCCUCAUGAUGAUUCCUACCACAUGAGUCUAGACCAGCAUGAAGCAAGGGCAUUCCGCACCUUUGUUCGACAAGAGCAAUCGCAGCGCGAGAGUGACAAAACGCAUUCGCCGUCUCGGCAGGACAAAGACCAAAGCGUACCGAUCACGAAAGAGCAACGGCGCCUCCAGCAGCGGCGAAAUGUCAUCAAGGAACUUGUGGACACAGAGAUGGUAUUCGUCCGCGAUAUGAACAUCGUCGAGGAGAUCUACAAGGGGACGGCAGAGGCGUGCCCGAAACUGGACGGCAAAACGAGCAAAAAUAUCUUUCGAAAUGUGGAUGAGAUUGUGGCCUUUCACACGGCUUUCCUUGUGCAACUCAAGGAUGCCGUUGCUGCUGUUUACAUCCCUCAAGGUCGACGAUCUUCUGCACCAAAGGAAGCCUCUAUCAAGUCCAAUUCGACUGGAUCAAAUUCUGGUGCACAGAGCCAGACGGAGUCAGACGACGCCAAGGAUCGCACGACGACGCUGGGUCCGCUGUUCCAGUUGAACGCCGAGAAAAUGAAGAUUGCACACGAGGGGUUUCUCCGAAACAGCGAUCUCGCCGCCAAAAGACUUAUCCAGAUUCAGCAAGACCCCACUGUCCAGGUGUGGUUGAAUGAAUGCCACGAGGUUGCCAAGGAUUUGACUGCGGCAUGGGAUUUGGACUCACUCCUCAUCAAACCUAUGCAGCGACUCACCAAGUACCCGAAUUUAAUCCUCACAAUUUUGCAGCACACACCGCCAGACCACCCAGACCGACCUGCUCUUGUUGCUGCCAAGGAUACGCUGGAAGUUGCCAUCAUUGAGAUCAACAAGACGAAGAAGAACUUUGAGCUCGUGGGCCAGAUCGUUGGGCGAAAGCGCAAAGAAUCAGACGUCAAAGCUGGUUUUGCCCGCGCAUUCGGCAAACGUGUUGACCGCCUCCAGGCGACAAGCACGCGCAUCCCUGAGGACCCUGAGUACGCGAAACUGCACGAGAAGUUUGGUGACGACUAUCUCCGGCUCCAAGUUGUCCUUCGGGAUGUAGAAUUCUACACCCGUCAAGUAACGAGUUAUGUCCACGAAUUUCUCCAAUACCUUUCGUCGAUGGAGCUUGUCAUGAGACUUCAGCCAGGCAGCUACCCAGAGAUUGAAAGCAAAUGGGUACAGUUCAAUGUAUCCAUGAGAGACAUAGAGAAGGUUGCUUUGGAUCAGCAUCUUGCCCAAGUUCGGAAGCAAGUCAUUGAGCCCUUUGAACUCGUCAUCAAGGCGUACGGAAACCCGUCCUUGGCCAUGAAGAAGAGGGAGAAACGCCGGUUGGACUUUGAACGAGCUGAACAGAUCAGAAAGGGUGGCAAAACGCUGGAUCCGAAGCUGAAAGAACUUGUCGAGCAGUACGAUGCGCUGAACGAUACGCUGAUCAAAGAGCUGCCCCAGUUGUCCGCCCUUACGGAGAAGGUUGGAAAGAUCUGUCUGGAGAACCUCGUCAACAUACAGGCCAAGUGGUAUUCGAUCUGGAAGGACAAAGUUAAAGUUGUCCUUGCAGACACUUCGUCGCUGCCAGAGAUGCCCGAUGUCGUCUCGAUAUUUCAACAUGACUUCAAGUUUGCGCAAGAUCAGCUCGACACCAUUGGCAUUCUUCAUCCCGAGUACAAGGGGAGAGCAUCUCAGUCGACCAUUACGACGAGGGCCAGCACCGAGGACGGGACGCCAAGGAACAGACCCCGCCCCGCGGAGCUCACUCCGCGGAAUCGCGGUCGCUCGAUGAAUAGUGAACAAACCCCGGCCUUGCCCACGCCGGAGUUCAAGCGCAAUAGCGGGCAGUUCACACUCUCCCCUACAAGCACAGUCCCGAGCCCUCACCAAUACUACUAUCGCGAUUACUACACCAAUGCCAAUGCCACCGCCAGCGGCAGCGGCAGCGGCAGCGGGCAGCGACCAUCCGUACCACCGUCGCCCCGGACCGAAGAUUCGUCGCCAAGCUUGCGCGCUGCGGGCGGUUAUCCUCUGGCAAGACCCAGUACUGGGAGGAGCUAUGACUCUGGUGGCUUGCCCAGGGAAAGUUCCGACUCGAGCCUGCAUAACAGGCGGGACUCGAACUCGACUUACAAUUCUGGUUACCCUGCCACAGAACCCAAGCGUUACUCGGGAUUAUUCCACUCGGCACUACCAUUGCCAGACAGUGCCGAAGAGAGCCAGAGGUCGUCCCGGGCGUCCUCAAGAGAACGCUUCCCCGAAAGCAGCAAUUACAAUGUGCUAUGGCUUGCUGCGUCACUGUUUGAGUUCAAUAUUGAGACGACAAAGAACGAAGCCGGGUAUCCUUACCUCACAUAUCAGGCAGGCGAGAUCUUUGAUGUGAUCGCCGAAAAGGGUGAAUUAUGGCUCGCUAAAAACCAGGACGAUCCGAGAGAACAAGUGGGUUGGAUAUGGUCCAAGCACUUUGCCAGGCUGGCAGACUCGUAG